This is a messenger RNA of Brassica rapa (field mustard), 2161 nucleotides long. RefSeq names its product myb-like protein D. NCBI's taxonomy places the organism in Eukaryota, Viridiplantae, Streptophyta, Magnoliopsida, Brassicales, Brassicaceae. The record is from RefSeq and is a predicted model, not a curated record.
AAAAAAAUUUAUAAAAUCAUCACAGGGAAACGAAAAUGGAAAAGUUAUUAUCCCAUUUAUAAACAAGUGAUUUAGUAUAAGGGAUAUCUCUAACUUAACUUGGUGUCAGAUCAAAAAUGACAAUCAUGGGGUUUUGUAUGGUUGGAUAAUACCCCGUACGGAUGAUGAUGGUGGAGAAUAUAUACAUCUUUAUUUGCAUUAGUAAAGAAUAUAUAGAACGUGGAAUCAUUUUAGUUUGUAAAAAUACUACAAAAACGAGACGGCAGUUUUUUUUUUUUUUUGACAAAAGGGUUUGCACGGCAGGAUUUUGUUACAAAGAAGAUAGAAGCUUUGUCUUCAAUUGGUUGUUAUAAAAUAAUAUCUUGAUCAUGUCCAGUGAGAACUUGUCAGGAAUAUAUUGGCUAGAAAAUCAUUUUCUAGUUCAUCGUUUGUAUAGUUAUUUCAUACCGCCGCUUGCAAGAAAAUUACACAUAAUUUACAGAAUAUACUUUCAUAAGAAUUAGGAUUCUAUAUUUUAUCAUUAAUAUUUAAUAUAUAUAUAUAUAUAUAUAUAUGUAAAUUCUUGAACAUAACAAUUUAUCAUCUUUGAGGUAAAACUACAACAUGGUGAACAUUUUCUUCCAAUAUAUUUUUAUAUAUUCUAAAAAAAUCAUUUUUUAUAUUGUGACAUGUAAAUCAAUCAAACCAAAAUCAUCUUCGUGAAGAGAAAAAAUGACUCUCAAGUUAGAGACCUUUUUUUUAUUAAGAAAGUAGUCAUUGCCUUGUGUCUUCUCUAUCUGUUGAUGAAAGCCAAGCAAGUAAGCAUAUGAAAAUUCUCAGCUUGCUAUAAGAUAACUCUCAGCCUUUUCCUUGCCUCCUUCACAAAUACCACAGCCUGUCAAAAAUUAGCCUUUCAGAACUAUUUAACUUCCAUCACAAUAUAUAUAUUAGUAUGUGUUUUUUUAUCCUUAUUUCAUUUAAAGCAUUGCCUUAGCUGCCGGUUCCCAUUAUUCCAUCUUCUCUCUCUACCCUCCUCUUUCUAUAUCUCUAUUCCUCCUUCCACACUGCUUUAUAUUGUUGUAGACAAAAUCUUAAAGUGAUCUCUCAGAUUCUGGAUUACUUAUUAUGUUAUGUUUUGGAGGAAAUUGGUAAAGAAACAUUUUCUUUAAGGUAAGUGCAGUGGAGUGCGUCUUGAAGGGCUUCUUAAAGUGAGUUUUGGGGCAUGAGCUAAUUAGAACAUGCAUGUUAUCAAUGACCUUCUUUGGAGAGAAUCACAGCUUGGCCACUCUUCUUUCCAGGCAUGGGAACAAAGAUUGUUGAGCCAAUUACGACAAACUCAUUUGGGUUAAAGAGUGUUAAUCGUGGUGGAUUUAUCAGAUUUAGUGUUAAUGGUCAACGAAAAUCUUCAAAGGAUACGUUGACAUACAACAAAGAGGAGGAAGAAAGAGAUUUUGUUAUAAGGCCAAUGGAUAGGUCUCUUGAAAAGCAAAAAGCUGAAUCGAUCAGACAUACAAUGCAAACCCAAGAAGAUGUUUUCAAGCAACAGGUACGAGAGCUGCAUAGAGUAUAUAAUAUACAGAAAAUGAUGAUGGACCAGCUCAAACAUAGAAGCCAAUAUUGUACUAUUAACAACAAAGACCAAACCGGUCCAAGAGAGAGAACCGGAAGCUGGUCAGGCAUAGACCUCGAAAGUGAGGUUAGAGCGAGGAACAAAGCUACGGAUCAUAUUGAAGAGAGCGAACUAGAACUGACAUUGAGCAUUGGAAUGUCUUCUUCAUCUACGAACAAGGACAUGGACUACUCAUCGACAACGUCGUUUAGAUCAUCAUCAGAUAACUGUAAUAAUCAGAGCAAUAAUAACAAUAACAGUAAUAAUCAAGAAAGUAGUGGACCAAACACGCCUAUGAGCAGCCCAAGUACGACGUCGUUGGAUCGAGAGAAGAAGAGACCUCAUUGGCUCUUUCAAGGAUUGAGUAUUAACCGAACUUCUUGAUUUUUGUUAAUUCACUGACUCUUUAUUUUUCCUUCGUCUUCUUCUUGAUUUUUUUUUUCCUUUUGUGUCUGAUUUAUUACUACUGUAUUAUUGUUUACCAGAUUUGCUGACUUUAGUAUUAGCUCUUAUUAUGUUUCUGAAUCACCGAUCAACCAUUGACAAAAUAAACCCUUGAAGUAUUUUGUUUUC